ACUCCUGUCAAGCAACACAGUUGUCUGGUGAAUCAGCGUAUGAGCACACAGGGUUGGAAAUAAUACCGUCGUUAAACUUUUGCUGGACUUCACGAACGACCGCUCAGCACUUUUGGCAUUAAGCUUUGGCCUGAGCAACAGCUCCAGGAAUUAAUAGUUUUUUUUUGCCCUGUCUGAAUCGGUCAGUCGGAGCAAACGACGUGGUGCUGGUAGGAAGAAGAGCGUCAGACAAGCAAAAAGGAAGAUAAUUCAGUGAUUCGUUCGGCUGCCAUAAAGCCAUGUCCUCCGGUGAUGCGUCGGAGCAGAGUCGGCGGUUCUGUGUGCUGUCUUGGGAGCAGGUGCAGCGACUGGACUCGAUUCUUGGAGAAACGGUACCAAUUCACGGACGUGGAAACUUUCCGACACUUUCCGUUCAACCUCGACAGAUUGUGCAGGUGGUCCGGGCGCGACUGGAGGAGCGGGGCGUUGCCGUGCGCAACGUGCGACUCAACGGCUCGGCGGCCAGCCACGCGCUUCAUCAGGACACUGGACUCGGCUACAAGGACCUGGACUUGAUCUUUGGCGUGUCGUUACCGGACGACCAGGCCUUCCGCCUGGUCAAGGACGUGGUGUUGGACUGCCUGCUGGACUUCCUGCCCGAGGGCGUGAGCAAGGAGCGCAUCACGGCACUGACGCUCAAGGAAGCCUACGUGCAGAAGCUGGUGAAGGUGUGCAACGACACGGACCGCUGGAGCCUGAUCUCGCUCUCCAACAACACCGGCAAGAACGUGGAGCUCAAGUUCGUGGACUCGCUGCGGCGGCAGUUCGAGUUCAGCGUGGACUCCUUCCAGAUCGCCCUGGACUCGCUGCUGCUGUUCGACCGCUGCUCGGAGACGCCCAUGUCGGAGAGCUUCCACCCGACGGUGCUCGGGGAGAGCGUCUACGGGGACUUCGAGGAGGCGCUCGGCCACCUCUCGCGGAAGGUCAUCGCCACGCGGAAUCCCGAGGAGAUCCGCGGCGGCGGCCUGCUCAAGUACUGCCACCUGCUCGCGCGUGGCUUCCGGCCCACGUCCGAGAACGACAUGAAGGCACUCCAGCGCUACAUGUGCUCGCGCUUCUUCAUCGACUUCCCCGACAUCGGCGAGCAGCAGCGCAAGCUGGAGGCCUACCUGCAGAACCACUUCGCCGGUAUGGAGCACAAACGCUACGAGUGCCUGGCCACGCUCCACCACGUGGUCAACGAGAGCACGGUGUGCCUGAUGGGGCACGAGCGGCGGCAGACGCUCAACCUGAUCUCGGCGCUGGCGCUGCGGGUGCUGGCCGAGCAGAACGCCAUCCCCACGGUGACCAACGUCACCUGCUACUACCAGCCGGCGCCCUACGUGCGCGACAUCAACUUCAACAACUACUACGUGGCGCACGUGCACUCACACGUGCACUCACUCCUGCCUGCCUGCAGCAGCUCUUACCAGACCUGGCUGCCUUGCAACUGACCACAGAGACAUGGCACACAAACACACCGGAACUGUGAAACAUGAGACUUUGGAGAGAGGAAAAAAAGACAAGUUUAAAAUAAAUAAAUAAAAAAAAAUGUAAAAAAAGAAAUCCACACAUACAGUAUGUGUAUCUACAUCAAAAACACACAUGUGCGCUGAGCCCGGCCCCUGAGCUGGGCCCUUGUGGAGAAAUGGAACAUUUCUGUGGAAUGGACAGGAAAAAAAAAUUUGGCCGUAGAACAUUUGUGUCCUAGGGGGAUAUAAAAGGAACUUGACAAAAAAAAACAACAUUAUUUUUGGGGGAAAAGGAAUGGUAAUAGGAUGGAUUUUGCCAAAUGGGACUGGAGAGAAACAACCCCGUACUGCUGUAGAUCUUGAGCCGACACAUGGCAUUUUUGUUCUCUGGUGUCUUUUCUGUGGGACGUUUUGUCCUUCCUCAAAUGUAGCACGAACAUGUCUUGGCUUGGGUUUGCAGCAAUGUAUGUUUCUUUAUGUCUUUAUGAAUCUUCUAAAAGGUUUGAUAAGUUCAAAGGAAUGCUGCAUUUUUCUUGAUGAAUGGUCUACGCAGUGGAGUUUUUUUUGUUGUUGUUGUUCUUCAGAAUGUUUUAAAUCAACUUCUUUUUAUGAAAGGAUGUUUAAAGGACCAAAGAUGUUUGAUUUUUGUUGUCGUCGUUGUUCAGAAGGGAAUGUUGUUCUCAAUUCCAAGUGCCUAACACAAAACAAAUAUUCAAAAAAAGAAACACCUCCAAUGUGAGAGCUGAGCUUUCUCAAGCAUUUUUCUUGUCUCCUAAGUAAAUGUAAAACUCUAUUUUCAGGGAUGGAGGCAUUAAUUUUCAUGUGAUUAAAAAAACAAGAAAAGCCCA
Messenger RNA from Sardina pilchardus (European sardine), 2338 nucleotides. RefSeq names its product terminal nucleotidyltransferase 5ba (gene tent5ba). Bases 279 to 1472 code for a protein of 397 amino acids. Gene Ontology annotation, molecular function: poly(A) RNA polymerase activity; RNA binding. Lineage: Eukaryota; Metazoa; Chordata; Actinopteri; Clupeiformes; Clupeidae. The record is from RefSeq and is a predicted model, not a curated record. Gene Ontology annotation, biological process: mRNA stabilization. The transcript has 2 exons.